Messenger RNA from Galendromus occidentalis (western predatory mite), 1675 nucleotides. RefSeq names its product T-complex protein 11-like protein 1. NCBI's taxonomy places the organism in Eukaryota, Metazoa, Arthropoda, Arachnida, Mesostigmata, Phytoseiidae. Bases 1 to 1452 code for a protein of 483 amino acids. The transcript has a single exon. The record is from RefSeq and is a predicted model, not a curated record. Gene Ontology annotation, biological process: signal transduction.
AUGGAGGAGAAACUCGGCCGAACCAGACAGCUCUCAGAGAGUGCCGAAUCCGAGGAUCCCAAGCGUACGAGACCUGACGACGGGACUGCGCAAGAGGUCGCAGCUUCUCCGCCCAGUUUUGUGGACUUCGAUAAACUCAUGGAAAGCCUCCGUCGAGAUACAGAGACAAUGCAGCUGGCUCAUGAAAUCGCUCUCAACCCGGACUUCAAACUCCAGAAGCCCAAUCUCCCUGCGAAUAGUCUCUAUGCUCUGGUCCAGCAGAAUAUGCGGAAAGCCUACUGGGAUAUCAUCAAGGAGGACAUACUCAAGGAGCCUCCCGUCCUCGACAUGGUGAUCAAGCUAUGCCAGGACAUGCGGCAAUCGCUGUUGGAUUUGUUGUUGCCACACCAGAGCCAGAUGCGCGAACGAAUAAGCGAACUCUUCGAUAUCGAGCUCAUCAAACAGCAGUGCGAGAGUCAGAGAAGUAUCGACCCGCUGAAGGAUUAUGCCCCGGCUCUGCUAGGCUUCAUGCAACGGUUGUGCUGUCCCAUGAGGGACGAAGAGAUCGAGGCCCUCAGAGGCAUCGAAGACACGGUUGAACUCUUCCAGGGAAUGACGCGAGUGCUCGAAGAGAUGAAGCUGGACUUCUCGAACUUCUUGAUCGAUCAAAUCCGACCCGUGAUGAGGCAGACGAUCGUAUCGUAUGAGCAAAAUCAAAUGAAGAAAAUUCAGACAGCACAGGAACUGAUGGGUGUCGACCCUCACAAAAACACGAAGAGAUGGCUGCGUCGAGCCUUCGAGGACAUAAGCUCAGUGGACGACCAGAAACCCGCGACCGGAGUGGUUCUGCUGCAAGGAUUCAUGCAAGCCGUUUUCCAACAUCAGUACAUUAGCGAGGAAUGGGAGUUGCCAGAAACACUCGACGUGGACCGUGAACGAAUUUUGGAGCUCCAACAAGCUCACCUGAUGAUAACGAUCGGAGCUUCAGCCAUCACCAUCGCACAGACUUAUCUGCCGCCUGCGAAAGUGACGGCAGGUAUCAAGGGUCGUAUGAAAGAUGUCGCUCUGAUAGUGCUAGCGGAUGUCAAGUGUUCAGUGGAAUCAGAACUGCGGGAAGCCUUGAGCGAUGUCGCGACCAAGUUCUUCCAGGAUAUUCAGAAGGAAACGUCGGCGAGCUUGUCGAAGCAACAGGAGAUCCUUUUCCAUGGUCAGAUCGCAGAUUUGGUGAACCUCAAUAAUGCUGUCAGGAAUCUCAUCUAUGGACGAAUAGUUGCCUUCGUUUCAGAGAUCGCCAAAGGAGUGCAGAAUGUCAAAGUUCCUCUAGGUCUCUCAACGUUCGAGAAGGAACUCCUCAAAGUCGUGGCAGAUUUCUUGAGGGUCAUAUCUUUGAACAGAGCCACACACUCCGAGUUGUACACAUCUAUUGUGACGGACAUUGCAUCGCUGAAGCCUGGCGGUACAAAUGAUCCGUGAACCUGUAUUUGCUCCCGGUGCAAUCGAAAAUGCUGGAAAUUGUAUCUUGCCUAUUUUCUAGAGAUGGAUAAGGUUCGCUCGUCCUCGACUGGACCUGAUGAUCGUGCUGUUUCCGGCUCCUCGCUUGUCCCUGUCCCCGACAUUAUAUUCCGGUCGAGUAAGUAAGUUGUGGUGCGUACGAAAAUGGCGCAGUUUGGAAAACGAUGAUGUUUCGGUGCAUUCG